Molecule: messenger RNA, 4239 nt
Organism: Fukomys damarensis (Damara mole-rat)
Lineage: Eukaryota; Metazoa; Chordata; Mammalia; Rodentia; Bathyergidae
Gene: Tspear
Product: thrombospondin type laminin G domain and EAR repeats
Exons: 13
Coding region: 959-2962 (667 amino acids)
Biological process (GO): signal transduction
Source: RefSeq, a predicted model, not a curated record
CGGAGCAGCUAGGGAUGGAGGCCUUUGCUUUGAGAGUUAUCCCUGAAACUCAGCCAGGUGACCUACCUGUAGGCCACGAUGUGCCGUGGUAGCCCACGUCCUGGGCAUGGCUGUGUCUGCUGUCCUGAGCUGCUGAGCAGCUGUUCUGCCUGGAGCAGUGUUUCAUGGUGACUGCAGCUGGAGAGCCGGCCUGGCUUUGAUGGAGUGACCAACACUGCGCCCUCCUGAGGACUCUUCCCGCUCCACGGAGCUGUUCCCUUUAAAAGCCCGACUUCCCUCCACGGGGAAAUUCCUGAAACCCGACAGUUGACAAACCCACACGCCCUCCGAGGGCUGGGUGCCAGAUGAAAAGCCCUUCACGGAAGCCCAGCUCUCCCCGGACGUGCGGGACGCAGCAGGGCUAGGCCCCAUUUCUGCUUCCUGGACCCCCAAAGGCGUGAGGACCUGCCACCAGCCGAGGAGCCCGCAGCAGCGCAGCGCAAGGACCUGCUUCUCCUCAGACCCAGCAGCGCACGAGGACCCGUCCUGCAGCAGGGUCCCGCAGUCCCUGGCUGCCGUGCUCGCCCGCGCCAAGUCCCAGACAGCAGAGAGGGGAGCCUGCACCCCAGGAGAGCUGGUUUUCUGAGUGUUUCUGGUUUGUUCUCAGCUCCCAUCUCUUUCCUCUGGGAAAUGCGCUCUGCCAAUGACUAAUCCCAGCCCUGCCGACACUGUUAUUGGCUGCCACCUGCACGCCGGGUCCCUAGCCCCUCGGGAGGCACGGAGAUAAACCUGCAAAGCAGGAGAUAAGCCUGAAGCUGCAGCCCUGACCUGCAGCUGCCGGUCCUCCUCCCAGGCUGCUGCAUGUGGCCGUCGCAGUGACCCCCGGGGCCCAGGGCUGCCUCGGAGGGCGAGUUGGGUCUGAGGAGCAGCAGCCCCUGGCCAGCGGUGCCCUGAAUGGAGCUUGGGAUCUGGACCCCUCAUGUCUGCCCUACUGACCCUGUGUGUGGUGCUCAUGCCCCUGGUGACCCCCGGUCGCGGUGCCCAGCGCUGGGAGCCCUGCACAGACCUGCGCCCCCUGGACAUCCUGGCAGAGGUGAUCCCUUCAGAUGGCGCCGCAGGCAGGAUCAAGAUGACGCAGGCACAGGGCGUGCGGGGCCUCCAGCUCUCGGCCACCGCACCGCAAACAGUGAGCUUCCCGGCCUCCAAGAUUUUCUCCAGAUGUGACCUCUUCCCUGAGGAGUUUUCCAUCGUUGUGACCCUGAAGGUUCCCAGCCUUCCGCCCAAGAAGAACGAGUACCUGCUGGCGGUGGUGGCCGAGGACAGGGAUGCGCUGCUGCUGGGCCUGCGCUACUCUCCCACUCGGCUGCACUUCCUGUUCCUCCGCGAGGACACAGCCGGGGCCUGGCAGACCCGUGUGUCCUUCCGCAGCCCCGGCCUCAUGGACAGCCAGUGGCACACGCUGGUGCUGGCUGUGUCCGAAGGCUCCUUCUCCCUCACCGUGGACUGCGGCCUCCCGGUGGACAUAAUGGCUGAUGUGCCCUUCCCGGCCACCCUGUCCAUGCGGGGAGCACGGUUCUUCAUUGGCAGCCGGAGGCGAGCCAAGGGCUUGUUCACGGGCCUGGUACGGCAGCUGACCCUGCUGCCAGGCUCCGACGCCACCCCGAGGCUGUGCCCCAGCAGGAACGCCCAGCUGGCCGAGCUGGCCAUCCCCCAGGCACUUGCAGGGAGGCCGGAUGAUAACGAGGUGCUGAGGUAUCCCUACGAAGCUGGCGUGAGGGUGACCCUGGGGUCCCGGCCGCCGUGUACCAAGGCAGAAGAUGCCCAGUUCUGGUUUGACGCCACCCGGAGGGGGCUGUACCUGUGCAUGGGCAGCGAGUGGGUCUUGGUGUUGGCAGCCAAGGUCAGGCUGGACUACGUGGAGGGGUACCAGAACCUGUUCACCCACUCGGAGACGCUGGGCCUCGAGGUGUUCGGCAUCCCCCAGGCGGGGCUCUUUGUGGCGACGGCCAACCGCAAGGCCACAUCCGCCAUCUACAAGUGGACAGACGGCAAGUUCGUCCCCUAUCAGAACAUCGCCACGCACCAGGCACAGUCCUGGCGACACUUCACCAUCGGGAAAAAGGUCUUCCUGGCUGUGGCUAACUUUGGACCAAAUGAAAAGGGCCAGGAGUUCUCAGUCAUUUACAAAUGGAGCCACAGAAAGCUGAAGUUCACUCCGUACCAGAGGAUUGCCACCCACAGCGCCCGGGACUGGGAGGCCUUCACAGUGGAUGGGGAACACUUCCUGGCGGUGGCCAACCACCGGGAAGGUGACAACCACAACAUCGACAGCGUCAUCUACAAGUGGAACCCCAGCUCCCGGCUCUUUGAGCCCAACCAGACCAUCGCCACGUCGGGCGCCUACGACUGGGAGUUCUUCACGGUCGGUCCCUACUCCUUCCUGGUGGUGGCCAACACCUUCAACGGCACCUCCACCAGGGUGCACUCACACCUGUACAUCUGGCUCGUCGGCUCCUUCCGGCUGUUCCAGUCCUUCCUGACGUUUGGUGCUGCUGACUGGGAAGUCUUCCGCAUCGGCGACAGGAUCUUCCUGGCUGUCGCCAACAGCCACAGCUAUGACGUGGGGAUGCAACUGCAAAACGACUCCUACGUCAUCAAUUCGGCCAUCUACGAGCUCAACGUCACUGCACAGACCUUUGUCAAGUUUCAGGACAUCCCCACGUGCAGCGCCCUGGACUGGGAGUUCUUCUCUGUGGGGGAGGACUAUUUCCUGGUGGUUGCCAACUCCUUCGACGGAAACACCUUCUCCGUAAACAGUAUUAUUUACAGGUGGCAGGGCUACGAGGGUUUCGUGGCCACUCACCACCUCCCCACCUUCGGCUGCAGGGACUGGGAGGCCUUCAGCACCGCGGCCGGCUCCUACCUCAUCUACUCCAGCGCCAAGGAGCCCCUCUCCAGGGUGCUGCGGCUGCGCAUGGGCUGAGGCCCUGGGGAGGGGGUGCUGGGUGGCAAGUGGUGUCCAGCCGCCAUCACAGGCCUGGCCAGGAGAGGUCACCUGCCCACUGCCGGUGCUGCACAGAGGCUGCCUGGGACCUCCUGUCUGUGUCUCCUGUCUGCACGGAAAUAUAUUUAUAUUGCUCUCUACGCACCACCCAUCGUGUUUCCCUCGGGAACUCACUCUCAACUGUGGGGUGCAGGGUCCCCAGUCAUCAAAGCAGACAGGAACCUGCUCCACCCCGGCAGGCAGCGGCCCUCGGGGUCUCAGUUUCCCCAGAUGCACGGUGGGGUCGGGAAUCCCAGGGCCCCCUUGGUCCCCAACAGCCACUGUCCAGAGCACGGCAGGCCCGCGGGCCCUCGUCCUCUCCUCCUCACUCCGGGAAGACGUUCGCCUGCAUAUGUGGCAUGGAUCCAUUUAGAGGUUGGGCGGAAGACGUCCACAAGAUCCAGCCAACCCGGGCAGCGUAGUAAGUCUCUAUCUCGAGGUGGGAGAGGGUUGGGGAUGUCGCUCAGUGCAAGGACCUGUGUUCAAUCCCCAGUACCAGGAAGAAAAGGAAGAAAGAUGCAUGCCCUCUGGGCAAACUCCUCAGCAGUCUAUCCAAACACUAGACGUUAAAAACCAGCAAUACAGGGCCACGGACUUAGCUCAGUGGUUCCUCCACCUGCCUUGCAAGCACAAGGUCCUGAGUUCAAUCCCCUGUACCAAACACCACCACCAACAACAAAAGCCAGGAAUAUAGAUGUGAUCAUGGUCACAAAAACAUGAGAAGAGAGGGCUGCACCUCAGCGCUGGACACCGCAGAUGUCUACGUGAAGAGACAGUCUCCAGGAAAUAUUAGCUAUCAAAAUCAAACCAUGGGGGCCAGGGAUUUAGCUCAGUGGUGCCGCCACCUGCCUCACAAGAGCAAGGUCUUCAAGUUUGAUCCCCAGUACAAAAAAAAUAAAAGCCUAUGAAGAAAGAAGCUAGAUUAUUCCCCUUUCUUAAUGCAAUAUAAUACUUUUUGCAUCAAAACAGCUUAAACACUUCUUUAAUAUAGAAUGAUGCAUCAGAAGUUUAACUCAGUAAUCUCGAAUUUAAUGAAAGCCCAGGAAGAUAGUAAUAUUCAAUCUUUUUCUGUAUACAUAAAUAACUUAUGAAAAGCCAGGCACAGUGGCACAUACCUGUAGUCCCAGCCCCUACAAAGCUGAGGCGGGCGGAUCACCAAAAAUUCAGGGCCAGCCUGGGCUCCAGAGUGAGAUCAAGGCCAGCCCAAACUACACAGC